AGGGUGGUGCUAAACUUAAAAGAACUAAACACUUACAUUCCAUACAAACACUUCAAAAUGGAGAAUUUUGAACAGGCAAUUACUUUGGUCAGUGAGGAGGACUUCAUGGCUUCUGUUGAUUUAAGACACACUUAUUAUUCAGUUAGGAUUGCAGAGGAACAACAGAGUUUUUUUUGUUUCAAAUGGAAAAACAACAUUUAUCAGUUUAGCUGUUUACCCAAUGGAGUGUCUGAAGGACCAAGGCUUUUCACAAAGCUUAUGAAGCCGGUGUUUGCUGCAUUAAGGGAGAAAGGUCACCGGAUCAUCAGUUUCAUUGAUGACACCCUAAUUUGUAACAGUUCCAGGCAGGGCUGUUUGGAUUGCAUACAGGACACCCUCCAGUUGUUGAGGAAGCUGGGGUUUCACAUUAAUUUGGAGAAGUCAGUGCUAGUUCCCACUCAACGUAUUGAGUACUUAGGUAAUAUUAUUGAUACAAAGAGUAUGACAGUGUCGUUGCCGGAAUGCAGGAUAGUUAAGAUCAUGCAAGCCUGUAUGUCCCUCAUGGGCAAGGAAAGGGAUAAAAUUAGAGAAGUAGCUAGAGUCACUGGUCUACUGGUGGCUGCCUCUCCAGCAGUGACUUUAGGAAGGUUAAACUACAGGAAACUGGAAAGGGCAAAAAUCUUGGCUUUGCAACAAGUGAAGGGCAAUUUUGACAAGACAUUGGAGAUCACUAAUGAUAUGACAGAUGAUUUAGCAUGGUGGGUACAUAAUAAUACCAUACAAAACACUGAUUUUCAGAGGAGGUACAGACAUUGACUUACACACAGACUCUUCCAAGACAGGAUGGGGAGAUCAUUUAAAUGAGCAUAUCACAGGUGGCAGUUGGUCAUUAGAGGAACAACAACUACACAUAAAUGCCCUUGAACUUAAGGCUGUCUUACUUGCUCUUCAGACAUUCAGACCUCAACUUAAGGGCUAGCACAUCAAAGUUUUCUGUGACAACACAACUGCCAUGACUUACAUUAAUGAAAUGGGAGGUACAAAAUCCCUUACUUGCAACAACAUUGCCACAGCUAUCUGGGACUGGUGUCUGGCGAAUAAUGCUUGGGUUACUUGCUCAUACAUACCAGGUAAAGACAAUGUUAGGGCAGACAUAGCAUCUUGUAGGAGGAACGAACGACACGAAUGAAAACUGAAUGAGUCCAUUUUUCAAGACCUGUGUCGUGUUUUUGGCACUCCUUCCAUAGAUCUGUUUGCAUCCAGACUGAACAAACAAGUUCAACUUUUCUGUUCCUGGAAGCCAGACCCUGAGGCUGCUUACUUUGAUGCCUUUUCCAUUAACUGGUCAAUGUUUCCUCUUUGUUACAUGUUUCCCCCUUUUUCACUCAUCCCUAGGUGUCUGCAGAAACUGCGUGCAGAAAAAGCAGAGGGGGUGGUUGGUGGUGCCCCUGUGGCCAUCACAGCCAUGGAUGGGCAUGUUAUUGCACAUGUUGGUCGACCACCCACGGUUGAUUAUGAGGCAGCACGCAGUCCUGACACACCCGUCCCCAGCAGAACAACACCCAGUUUUGGAACACACAAAUCUCAUGGCAUGCAGAUUGUCAGGGAGACUUUCAGAAAACAAGGCAUAUCUGCUGAGGGUACAGACAUCAUCAUGGCCUCUUGGAAGCCGGGGACAGCCAGACAAUACAGACCACACAUCAGUAGAUGGACACAAUUUUGUAAUAGGAGACACAUUAAUCCCCUUAAUCCCACAGUAACUUGUGUUAUUAAUUUUUUGACUGAAUCUUUCCACAGGAACGUGGGGUAUGAAUGUAUCAAUACAGCAAGGGGUGCUCUUUCUUCUCUGGGUAUUGUCAUAGAUGGGUGCAGGGCAGGGAAUCACCCCUUGGUGGUCAGAUUUAUGAAGGGAGUGUUCAACAUCCGGCCUCAGCAGCCCAGAUGCACAGUAACUUGGGAUGUGGCUCCAGUACUGGACAAGUUGAGAUCCUUGCACCCUCUCCACAAGCUGUCCCUUAACCCCUUCAAUACGGUGACGCCUAUGUAGGCGUCAUGAAGCCC
Portunus trituberculatus (swimming crab) is the source of this 2040-nucleotide messenger RNA. RefSeq lists its product as uncharacterized. The record is from RefSeq and is a predicted model, not a curated record. The coding region runs from base 1328 to 2026 and encodes 232 amino acids. Lineage: Eukaryota; Metazoa; Arthropoda; Malacostraca; Decapoda; Portunidae. The transcript has a single exon.